AGGAGACCAGAUGAUCCUCAUAAAUCAGAACUUAGAUCAUGCAAAGGAAAAGAAGUGAAGACAAAUUAUCUUGUUAUUAAGGAUGAUGAAGAUGCCCCCAAUCUUUUGUCUAUUCCGGAAGAGCCCUUUAAUGAAAGGAGAGCAGAUGAUCCUGACACGUCAAAUCAUAAAAUUUGUGUAAGGAAAUCAAGGAAGAGAAAAGGUAUGAAGGCAAAUAGUCAUUCUCUUGAGGUCUGUAGUGUCUCUGUAUUAUCUUGUACUGAACCAAGUCAGCUGCAAGUAUAUAUUGGCUAGCAAGGAAAAAAAGUGCUGGGAAUUGUAUUUGCAUCUAAAUUUUUGUUCAUCACACUAAACAAACAUCUCGCUCCACUCAUUUCCCCUACCUAUUUCCCAAAUCCCUCAUUACCCUCCUUAUCCCCCACCAUGCCCAUGGCCACUGCAGUGCAUGCGUUGGCUUUUGUUGUUCUAAAUACAAAGUUUAGAAGAACCCUAGGUGUGUUGAGCAAAAAUUAGUUUGCAAAUAUAAGCUCCCAAAUAUUUUCCAAUUACAUUCCUAAGAAAUGAUACGGAGAAGAAGGCUUUUUGGUCACAAAUUGCAAAGAAGGUUGAGUAUAUUAAAAAAAUCAAAGAAAAGCAGGAUGAGGAUAAAGCAGCUGUGACACUACAUUCAUUCAACCGUAGUUUGAAAAUCAAGGGUCGUGCCAGUGCAUCCUCAGGGACAGCUGAAAGGAUGAAACCCCUCAGAUCUGCAAGUGCAGCAGUGAAGGUAAAGUUAUCCAGCAUUCAGGGUUGCAUACCUGUACGCCAUCCAGAAGUUGCUCUUUCAAUUGAGGUUUAUCAUAAUGUCCGAAACUGGGUCAAGACCCAAGAAUUCUUGGUCCUAGGACAACAAACCUUGACUGAGUUGAGGGAUAAGAUAUAUUGUUUAACAGACAAGGAUCAGGAAACAGAUGGCCAGCAUAAUCAUUCAGGAUAUUUCCUCAUAGAAGAUACAUUCUACAACGAUCUGAGGGAUCCUUCUGCAAUAGAUUAUAGUGAACCAAUAUUUGAUUGGCUUAGCAAUUCAAAAGAUGAUGCUUUAAAAAAAUGGGAGUGUAUUUUAGCUGGAAAAAUGCAAAAGCACAAAAAAGCAGUUGUAGGCGACAUAACUGGCUCAAAAUUGCCUCGUUUCCAAGCUGCUGAUAUGCACAAGACACAGUUUUGCAACUUGAAAUUUCAACUUGGUGCUGGAUAUCUAUACUGUCACCAGGGUGACUGCAGACACACAGUUGUGAUUAGAGACAUGCGGUUGCUUCAUCCAGAGGAUAUACAAAACAGGGCAGCUUAUCCAAUACUCUUAUUCCAGUUGAAGCUACAUGUACAGAAAUGUAGAGUGUGUAGGAUAUAUAGAGCUACAAAGAUGACUGUCAAUGACAAAUGGACUCCGGAGAAUCCCUGCUACUUUUGCGAUAAUUGCUACUUCCUUCUUCACUAUACGAAAGAUGGUUCUCUUCAGUAUCAGGACUUUGAAGUGCAUGAUUAUCACCAUGAUCAACCGCGUUGAUGUUCUUGUAGUAUUACUAGUCUUGCCCCUACCGAAUUAUACAUCAUCUUGUUCAAUCAUAGUUUUGCAGUGUUGUGGAAAGUAAAACAAAAGGUUAUCAUCAUCAAGCAAUGAAAAAAGUGGAACUGCAAAAAACUGGCUGAGAAUUAAAAAUCAAAUUCUAAAUACCAAUUUUCGGCUAAUUACAAUAGAUUAUACUCAGAUUCUUAUAAUCA
Messenger RNA from Rosa rugosa (rugosa rose), 1758 nucleotides. RefSeq names its product snRNA-activating protein complex subunit-like. Gene Ontology annotation, biological process: snRNA transcription by RNA polymerase III; snRNA transcription by RNA polymerase II. Bases 731 to 1543 code for a protein of 270 amino acids. The record is from RefSeq and is a predicted model, not a curated record. The transcript is spliced from 11 exons. Gene Ontology annotation, molecular function: bent DNA binding; RNA polymerase III type 3 promoter sequence-specific DNA binding; core promoter sequence-specific DNA binding. Lineage: Eukaryota; Viridiplantae; Streptophyta; Magnoliopsida; Rosales; Rosaceae. Gene Ontology annotation, cellular component: snRNA-activating protein complex.